AUGCAUUCUGCUGUUGGCACAGGGCUUGCUCUUGACAUGAUGACAAGCAAUGUCAAUUCACAACAACCUGUUCUUUCGUCGUCCUCGUCGUUGCCAGGCAACAAUAAUGCGACUAUUGAAGAGAUAUCGACAAUCUUUGUGGUGGGCUUUCCCGAUGAUAUGCACGAACGUGAGUUCCAAAACAUGUUCAUCUUUUCGCCCGGCUUUGAGGCAGCAACGUUAAAGUCACCUAGCAAGGAACAAGAAGAUGACAAUGGACGUAAACAAACGAUUGGUUUUGCAAAGUUCCGUACUCGAUUUGAGGCGCUUGAAGCAAGAGAUAUCUUGAAUGGUCGUAAGGUGGAUGCCGAGAAAGGUUCAGUACUCAAGGCUGAAAUGGCAAAGAAGAACCUGCAUACAAAACGAGGAUUAUCGAUUGAUCCCUAUCAUCCAUUGGCAUCAUCAUCAACAUCAACAUCAAAACGAUAUUCAAUAAGCAACAUUGUUCCUACAACACCGAGUCAUGCAUCAGCUUACGAGGCAUUUCACUCUGUGCCACCAGCAUUACCAUCCGAUCGUCAUCCUCCCAACCCUGAUUUUUAUCCUGAUUUAUUAUCACCUGGUGGUACCACACACGUCUUUCCCGAUGCCAUGUUUGCUGGCGGUGGUGGCAGUAAUACAACCAUGAAUGGGAGUGGUGGUGAUUUAUUCUUGUCUCGAUUUAAUCAUCGAAUGUCAUCCAAAGGCAGCAUUGAUGAGGAUCGUUUCAUGCCGCCGCCAACGGUUUCUUCUUCCACUGGUGCUGGUGCCCCGCCACCACCACCUCCACCUCCGACAUCGUUUCUUCAGACAUUACCAGAAGAGCCAAUGACGGCGUUGCCAGAGAGCUGUUCCUUGGAUGCGAGACUGAAUGGAUUAUCGAUUAGUACAUCUACGACCACUUCAAAUGGAGGAUUGCCAUCACCUGGAAUUACAUCACCUACAUUUCGGAGCUUUGCUAUUCCACCAUCCAUGGCAACUGCUGCUGCUGCUGCUGAUCAACAUCCACCCUGCAAUACACUUUAUGUGGGAAACCUCCCUCAUAAUACAAAUGAGGAGGAACUCAGGGCCAUGUUCUCCCAAUGCAUUGGUUAUCAGCGACUUUGCUUCUCCAACAAACAUAAUGGCCCCAUGUGCUUUGUGGAAUUCGAUGAUGUCGCAUGUGCCACACACGCUAUGCAAGAUUUGUAUGGUAAAAUGCUGAGCAACUCGACCAAGGGUGGAAUUCGCUUAUCAUUUAGCAAGAAUCCUUUGGGAGUUAGGCCAGCCGAUGUUGGACGCCGAGAAAGUCAACCACUUGCAUUAUUCGAUCAACAACAACAACAGCAACAGCAAUUUUCAUAA
Molecule: messenger RNA, 1362 nt
Organism: Lichtheimia ornata
Lineage: Eukaryota; Fungi; Mucoromycota; Mucoromycetes; Mucorales; Lichtheimiaceae
Exons: 3
Coding region: 1-1362 (453 amino acids)
Molecular function (GO): mRNA binding
Source: RefSeq, a predicted model, not a curated record